This is a messenger RNA of Wallemia ichthyophaga EXF-994, 1416 nucleotides long. RefSeq names its product GTPase npa3. The transcript has 2 exons. NCBI's taxonomy places the organism in Eukaryota, Fungi, Basidiomycota, Wallemiomycetes, Wallemiales, Wallemiaceae. Gene Ontology annotation, biological process: mRNA splicing, via spliceosome; nuclear-transcribed mRNA catabolic process. The coding region runs from base 1 to 1416 and encodes 471 amino acids. The record is from RefSeq and is a predicted model, not a curated record. Gene Ontology annotation, molecular function: GTPase activity; RNA binding.
AUGGCUACACACACGCAGACUGAAAAUAGACAGCCUACGUCUAUCAUAUUGCUGGGAAUGGCUGGCAGUGGCAAAUCCACCGUUCUCCAACGCCUCAACAGCUACCUUCACGCACAGAACGAUGCACCAUACGUAAUAAACCUUGAUCCAGCAGUGCGAGAACUUAACUACUCGGCGAAUAUCGAUAUAAGAGAUACAGUAGACUACUCUAAAGUUAUGAAGCAGUAUAAUUUGGGUCCCAAUGGCGGUAUCAUCACGUCACUCAAUCUAUUCACAACAAAGUUUGAUCAGGUGCUGGGAUUGAUAGAGAAGCGUAAAAACAGCGUCAACAACAUUCUCAUUGAUACGCCUGGUCAGAUUGAAAUAUUUACCUGGUCUGCAUCCGGUGCGAUAAUCACAGACGCUAUAGCUUCAGAGGUGCCGACGGUGAUUGGGUUUGUUGUGGACACCCCACGCACAAUGGCGCCAGCGACUUUCAUGUCUAACAUGCUUUACGCUUGUUCAAUUCUUUACAAAACUCGCCUUCCACUGCUUCUGAUAUUCAACAAGACAGAUGUACAGGAUUGCUCGUUUGCGAAUGAGUGGAUGACUGACUUUGAGUCAUUCCAGGCUGCGUUGAGCAGUAGGAGCGCUACCUCCACCCACGCCUCCACCAACCAGAACGAAGAACCUAGCUAUAUGAACUCGCUGAUGAACUCGAUGAGCUUGGUGUUGGAAGAGUUUUACGCUAAUAUUCGAUCUGUUGGCGUCAGCGCUAUGACGGGAGAUGGUAUGCCUGAAUUCUUUGACGCUGUGGACAAGUGCAGAGGUGAUUACUACAGCGACUAUAAACCAGAACUCGACAGAUUGCGCAAGGAGAGAGAGGAGAAGAGCGAGGCUAGCAAGCAGGAUAGCAUAGAUAGGCUGAUGAAAGAUAUGAAGACGGGUGGUGAGGAAGAGCAACCCAUCGAAUCUGAUGCCAGUGAGGAAGAAGGCGAAACGUUAGAUGCACAGGAUAUGAAAGAGAGAAGGGGUAUGAAUGCUACAGCUAACGACCUCCCACUCACUCUACUCAACGCUGCACAGAAUAAGCCACUGCUGGUUGAGUUGAAAUCAGGCGAAACUUUCAACGGCCAUUUGAUAGCCUGUGACAACUACAUGAAUCUCACACUCAAGCAAGUCUUUCAAACCAGUCCAGAUGGCGAUGUUUUCUACAAAAUUCCUGAGUGUUACAUACGCGGUAAUACCAUCAAGUACAUUAGAGUGGCCGACGAGCUCCUUGAUCAGAUAAAGGCGACACAGGACAGGGACAGAGAGCAGUUCAAGAGUCAGAGAGGUUCCAACGACAGAAGCGAUAGAGGUAGGGGUAGAGGCGGUAGAGGCGGUAGAGGCAGAGGCAGAGCUAGAGGUAGAGGAUCACAUAACAAUAACCAGUAA